This is a messenger RNA of Passer montanus (Eurasian tree sparrow), 3227 nucleotides long. RefSeq names its product coiled-coil domain containing 146 (gene CCDC146). Lineage: Eukaryota; Metazoa; Chordata; Aves; Passeriformes; Passeridae. Bases 303 to 3116 code for a protein of 937 amino acids. The record is from RefSeq and is a predicted model, not a curated record. Gene Ontology annotation, cellular component: cytoskeleton. The transcript is spliced from 20 exons.
CGCCGCUCGGCCGGGCCGGGCUCUGCGGCGCCGGGAGCAGACCGGGCACCGGGGCCGGGCCAGGAGAGGCAAAACCGCCGCUCCGACGUCGAGCCGGGAAGGUACCAGGAGCAUUGUAUCCCCUUGUAUUCCACCUCCCAUUUCGCUCACCCACCCUGGAAUUUUCACACAUCUCAAAGAGUUCUGAUGACUGAAGCUUGGGAAGAUAAUUCUCAAGUGCUGGACCAAGAGUGUAAACACAAAGUGAAAUUAUAGAAACUUUUAUGGCAUUAAGUCCCAUUUUGCUGAGAAAGCUUUAAACAAUGAGUCAGGCUGAUGAAGAAAGUGCCACUGACACAGAGCUGGCAACUGAGAAUGAGUCACCUACCUCUGCACUGAUUGCAGCAGCUCCUAGCCAGGAGGAGGAACCCACUGACCUGACAGCAAGUCCUGCAUUUCAGUGUUUAGAUGAGCUAUUUUCUGCUGGAAAAAUCACAGACACCAGAGUAGCUGAGCUGAAGGAACAGUACACCCUGCUGCAUGAGGCUGUGAUAAGUUUACAGGAAUCUGAGACCCAGCUGUUGCAGGAAGCUGAACGCCUGAGUGCAGAACUGGAACAGCAAUGUGAACUGGAAAAAGCAGAACAGCUCCCUGAAGAAGCUCCCAGUGAAGCUUUCCAAAUAAGGCAGCAGCUUUUCAGCUGCCGAAGUGAAUACAAUGCUACUAAAGGAAGAGUGUAUGAAAAUCGCUUGAAGAUAGAGUGUUUGCGAGAAGAAAAAAAGCUUCUGGAAAAUGAAUAUGAAAGAAUGUCAAAAGAAAAGAAAGAUGAUAAACUUCAACAGUUGAAAGAAAAUUGUGAUGAGCUCAGCAAAGAGGUAAUCCAGAGGAAAGCAGAAAUUGAUUCAAUAAAAGAAGCUGUUUCAUCCAAAGAAAAGAUGAUAUUAACAGAUGAGGAAGAAAUGAAAAGACUUCAGGAGAUGCAGACUUAUCUAAAAGCUGAGCUAGUUAGGCUCCUUGGUGUUCCAAAGCAACUUGCAAAAGAAACUGAGAAGUUGAAUCAGAAAAAAAUUGAUGCAGAGAAGAAGAAUGAAGUCCUUAAUGACCAAAUAGAAGAAUUGAAUAGAACACUGAAAGCCACUGAAAAAAGGACUGCAGAGAUUUUGCAAGAAAAAAAAGAUGUAAUGAAGGAAAUGGAUGAGAGACAAACUUUGAUGCAAAAGAAUGAACGAGAAUGCAUUAAUUUGACAAAAUUACUAGAAAUUAAUGCAGAGAAGGAAUUAGCCAUCCUAUCGGACAGACAAAUUCUGGAAAAUAAUUUAAAUAAAUGUGUCUUGGAGCACAAAAAUCAGCAAGAUAUUCUCAGUCACCAUCAAACACAGAAAGAUAAAGAACUGAAAAGUUUAAAAAAGAUAGAGUUACAGCUGAAAGAGAUUUGGGAUUGCUUGGAAGGAGAUAAGGCAAAGCAUAAAAGACUCAAAUCAGAGGCAGAAAUUAACUCAAAAAACAAUGCAGUAUUAUUAGAAAGACGACAAGAACUGCAGGACGAGAUUGAAACGCUCAAGAGAGAUUUAGCUGAACAGGAAAUGAUAUCAGAUAUGGAUGCCCGCGUGUUAGAAGAAUGCAUUGCUGCAGAACAACUGCUUUUCAAAGAGCAGGAAAAAAGCAGAAAUGAGUUAUCCACACUUACACGUCUGACUUGGCUCAGAGCUGAUGAGAAGCAACUGAAAUGCAGGGAUGUUCAGAAAACCAAGAUUCAACUCCAAAGUCUUGUUAAAGAACUAAAAAGACUGGAUCGUGAACUAGUCAUCUGUAAAAAGAUGCAAAGAGAAAACCAAAAAGAGCUCCAAGGAUUUAUUAGGAUGUAUGAUCUUAUAUUAAUUGAAAAGGAUAAAUGUAUAGAUUUGAUGCGUAUUGCUCAGUGCAAAGCAAAAGAAGUUGAAAACAGGGUAAAACUGCUGGAAAAUAAUAUAGAAAAUUUAAGAGAUGCUGUUAUGACCAGAGAAAGAAAAUUGCAGGAGAACUAUCUGAAGAUUAAAAAGAAUGAGAGAAUGAAAGAGUUGAUCCAAAAGGAUUAUGAGAAAGUUGAACAAGAGAUGCUAGAGAAUAAAGAAAAGGAAAAGUAUUUGCAUGUUGACAGACUUACCGCUGCAGCCAGAUGCAUUGAAGAGGAAAUUUCACAGCUACACAAAAAUUAUGAAAGGGCUAUUGAGCAACGAAAUGAGAGUGAUCUUUUGCUCAGAGAACGAGAAGAAGAACUAGGCUUUUUGUAUAAAAAAAUAAACAGGCAAGAGGCGUUGUGUAGCAAUGGAGAUACUAAGAUGCAAGUUAUGGAUGAAAAGAUCAGCUUUCUGAAGCUGAAGUUAGUUGAGAAAAAAAGAGAGGUUAAAUUGUGUUUUAAAGAGCUUACAGUGAAGAAUGCCCUGGAUGCACAUCUGGCGAAACUUCGGAUACAGUAUUCCCAGUGCAGGGACAAGAUUAAAAGGCUGGAGGAAAACUAUGGUGAUGCCACAAAUGAGAGCAGAAAGCAAGAAAUGGGAGGAAAGGACCCAUCUCCACCCGAGCUGCUAAAAAGGAUUGAAAAGAUAGAGGCAGAGCUGGUGCAGAAGGAGCAGAGGCUGCUGAAGAUAGAUUUCCUCUGCGAGAACGUUUCCGACCUGACGGACAGAAUGCGCGCUGUGGUGGAGAGCGGCAAGCAGGACAUGCUGCUGUUCGCCAGGAGGACCAACGAUCUGCAGAGGAAGAUAAAUCACAAAACCCAGGAGAUAAGGGCUCUUUUUGCAGAGUUAUCCAUGAAGCAAGCACUUGCCAUUAAACUCCGGCAGGAAAUCAGAGACAAAGAACAAUUUAUUAUGACUGCUUCAUUGAUGAUAAGUCAAGGCCUUCCCCCUCCUAAAGCAGAAAAGGACCAGUGGGAGAUCCUGGACAAUGAGAAGAUACAAAAAGCAGCAGCUGAAGCCAGAGCUAAAGAGCCUGCAGAGGAGACACAAGCUGCACUGCCCAGCCAUGACCCCACUAUCCCCAAAGAGGAGGAGGGACUCCCACUGCUGCAGCCUCAUGUGGCUCCCUUCAGACCAAGUGAGCCCCAUCCAAGUCCAAGACAUUUCAAAAAGCCUCCUGACAAGCCAUCUGAAAUCUGAACAGACAGCACCCAAAGCAGGAGAGACCAUUACCAGCUGCUGGAUCACAAGAGUCAACAGUGUUUGCACUGCACUGAAGGAAGAUCUGUUGGUGUCCAGCCAAAUUUCAUG